UCGGCGCCAUUUUUAAUACAUCAGAAGCUAGCUACCGUUAGCUGUUUACAAGCCCAAACUUUUAACUUGAGACGGAAACCUAAAGCAAGCCCUCAACUUCAGCGAAAAUGAAUGUAAUAGAUCAUGUGCGGGAUAUGGCUGCUGCUGGCCUUCACUCUAAUGUCCGGAUAUUGAGCAGUUUGUUGCUGACGAUGAGUAAUAACAAUCCGGAGCUGUUCUCGCCGGCCCAGAAGUACCAGUUGUUGGUUUACCAUGCUGAUGCCAUUUUCCAUGAUAAGGAAUAUCGUAAUGCAGCCUGCAAAUACAGCAUGGCUCUGCAACAGAAGAAAGUGCUCAGCAAAACCUCCAAAGUCCGUACUUCUACUGGUGGAGCAGCAUCUAACAUACAGGCGCAGAGUCUGCCAUCAGAAAUAGAGGUAAAAUACAAGAUAGCUGAAUGCUACACCAUCUUGAAACUGGACAAAGAUGCCAUUGCAGUGCUGGAUGGGAUUCCAUCCAGACAAAGGACUCCAAAGAUCAACAUGAUGUUAGCUAACCUGUACAGGAAAGCUGGUCAGGAGCGUUCUGCUGUGACGAGCUACAAAGAGGUUCUCAGGCAAUGUCCCCUCGCCCUGGACGCAAUCAUUGGUCUUCUCUCUCUAUCAGUCAAAGGAGCUGAAGUGGCAUCCAUGACUAUGGAUGUGAUCCAGAGCAUCCCCAACCUGGACUGGCUCUCUGUUUGGAUCAAAGCCUAUGCCUUCAUACAUGCAGGGGACAAUCAAAGAGCCAUCAAUACCAUUUGCUCUCUGGAGAAAAAAUCUCUCCUGCGGGACAACGUGGACCUCCUGGUGAGCCUGGCAGAUGUCUACUUCAGGGCAGGGGAUACUAAAAAUGCCAUCCUUAAAUUUGAACAAGCCCAGAUGCUGGACCCAUACCUCAUCAAAGGAAUGGAUGUUUAUGGCUACCUGAUGGCUCGUGAGGGACACCUGGAGGACGUUGAGGUCUUGGGAGGACGAUUAUUUAAUAUUUCAGACCAGCAUGCUGAACCCUGGGUGAUCUCUGGUUGUCACAGCUUUUAUAGCAAGCGUUACUCCAGAGCCCUCUACCUGGGAGCCAAGGCCAUCCAGCUGAACAGCAACAGCGUGCAGGCUCUCCUCCUGAAGGGGGCAGCACUGAGAAACAUGGGUCGUGUUCAAGAAGCCAUCAUCCACUUCAGAGAAGCUAUGCGUUUGGCACCCUGCCGCCUUGACUGCUAUGAAGGUCUGAUUGACUGUUACUUGGCAUCUAAUGGGAUUCGAGAGGCUAUGGGGAUGGCUAAUAACAUCUAUAAGACUCUGGGGGCCAAUGCACAGACUCUGACCAUCCUUGCCACAGUGUGCCUGGAAGAUCCUGUGACCCAGGAGAAAGCCAAAACCCUGCUGGACAAAGCUCUGGCCCAGAGGCCUGACUACACCAAGGCUGUGGUCAAAAAGGCUGAACUGCUGAGUCGAGAACAGAAAUAUGAGGAAGGGAUCGCUCUCCUCCGGAAUGCUCUGGCCAAUCAGAGUGAUUGUGUCCUGCACAGAAUGUUGGGAGAUUUCCUGGUUGCUGUCAAUGAUUACCAAGAAGCCAUGGAUCAGUACAGUAUAGCACUAAGCCUGGAUCCCAAUGACCAGAAGUCUUUAGAAGGCAUGCAGAAGAUGGAGAAAGAGGAGAGCCCCACAGACGCCACAGUGGAGCUGGAUGGUGAUGACAUGGAGGGUAGCGGAGAGGACGGAGACCUGGAGGGCAGCGACAGUGAAGCAGCUCAGUGGGCUGAUCAGGAACAGUGGUUUGGUAUGCAGUGACCCUGGCCCACUGAGGGACACUUGGUCAGUACCACCUUCUAACACACUGCAGCCUGUGGGAGGUCUUCAGCCAUCAGGGUUGUCAAACAGAACAACGGGGGCAGUACUGCUCACACCUCACAUGAUCAUAGAGGUUAACACCAGGUGACUGAUGUUGACAAUGCAACUCUGACUGGUGUGCAGAUUUGCAGCACCACUGCAGGACUUCAGUGCUUUUAUGGAAAUGCAGCUUGGUGAGGAACUUCAGCCAUUUUUGCCCUGAUUUUGUUUUCCCAUCAUCUUUGCUCAUCUACACAGCUGUUCAGUACAGUCUUACAGGACCAGGAGACACUCAGCCCCAGAGUGUAUCAAGACGUAUAGUUCAAUAACUUUGCUCACCCUGUUGGAAGAUGUGCUUGUUACAGUGAAGUAAUAUCACUGAUGCUACUUUGGCUCUUUCUUCAGCACCUCUUUGUUUCAUCUUUGCUGCCAGUCUGUGGUUAUUUUAAUAAAUGGAUCACUGCUCAAAGUGAGUGUCAGUGUAUUUAAAAAAAAAAAAAAAAGAGCUUUGCAUCCUUUUUGAGGGGGGUGUGUUCUGCAUAGAGAGCAUAUCCAGGUAAGAUGGGAAAUGAGAAAUGUACAAUGAAGCAACCAUCAGAAUCAACUGGUGUGAUGGGAAAUUUUGUUUGGGCAAAAAUGGCUGAGGUUACCAUUUACAAGGUUUACAGGAAGGACUGGCAAAUAUUUUUAAUUCGUGUUGUAGCAGAUUCACAGGUUUGCACAGAGGAAGCAAAGUGUAGAUAUCAAAGUAUCACAAUAAAGGUUGUGAAUAUGUCAGGACUUUGUGUCUCCAACUGGCAGGUCUAUAAAAAAGAAGUGACAAUGUACCAUAUUUCUGCUGCUCUUUAAAAUGUAUCAUCUUUAUUUUUGUUUUGUCACAUUUGAGGUUUUGUGUCACGUAAUGUACAUGUUUAUUAUUUUGUGCGUUGUAUCUUGAGUCUGCCUUUCUGUAUCAAAAUAACCUAAUGAUUGACUCAUUUUUAAGUUGGGAAGUGUUACUUAAGCAUUUCAAGACAAAUGUUUAUAGUAUUUUGUACAUAUUUUUAAAGUGUAAUAAAAUAAAAUUAUUAAACACUCA
Molecule: messenger RNA, 2922 nt
Organism: Lates calcarifer (barramundi perch)
Lineage: Eukaryota; Metazoa; Chordata; Actinopteri; Centropomidae
Gene: anapc7
Product: anaphase promoting complex subunit 7
Exons: 11
Coding region: 108-1805 (565 amino acids)
Biological process (GO): cell division
Molecular function (GO): protein binding
Source: RefSeq, a predicted model, not a curated record